Molecule: messenger RNA, 2090 nt
Organism: Drosophila obscura
Lineage: Eukaryota; Metazoa; Arthropoda; Insecta; Diptera; Drosophilidae
Exons: 4
Coding region: 129-2018 (629 amino acids)
Source: RefSeq, a predicted model, not a curated record
UUUAAUCCCAUUUAAUUUAAUAGAACGAAUCAACAGUUGAGCUUCUCUCAGCCGUAUCCGAUAUACAUAUACGGAUAUAUAUUUAUAUUUUUUGCGACAGUCUACAAAAUUGAAAUCAAACUUGCGCCAUGCACAAGAAACCCCCGAAACUGAACAAUGAGGAUCGGCAGAAUUUCGUGGCCACCCGGAUGAGUGUGCCGCUCUUCAUGCUGUCACGCAAUCGCAUCAGGGAGGACACACUGCCGCAGGUCAAGAAGCAGUUCAAGUUGGCCGGAAAGCAUUACAAUCAGGAUUGCAAGAAGGAGAAUCGCGGCGAGGGCGCCAGCAAGGCCACCUUCGACCACUAUCGCCACAUCACGGGCUAUGACAAGCUGCCAAAGAAUCCGUAUCCGGAGCGUCGCGCCCUGCGCAUCAGCCGCACCAUGACCACGUGGAAGGGAUGGCAGCUGCCGCCAAAUCACUAUGGAGUGCCACCGGUGCCGUAUCUCACGAAGAUGGGCUCCAAGGGGACACGGUUCGCCAAGCCGCACACAAAUCACAGCCGCGUCUCGAUCAGGCCGCCGCCAUUCAAGUUCUACGACCUUCCGGCGGAGAUCGAGCGCCUGUUCAAGCGGGACAACCUGCAGAAGGGCAUCUUCCUAUCGAAUGCUCGCGAUCGUCCAGCGACCACACGCUUCAUGGUCUGCAGCGAGACGGGCUGCUGGCGUAAUCCCAGCGAUCCGGGGCCCGCCGACACCCACACGAACAUCUACGAGGUGCAGAAGAACAUGGCGAAGGUGAAGAAGACCGCUCGCCCCAAUCCGCAUCUCUUUCUGCGCCAGUCGUGCGUCCCCACCAAGCCCAGCCUGAUGCUGCGGCGCCACAUCACAUUCGAGCCGGGGCCGGGGCGUUACGGAACCAGCUACGCGGACGCCUGUCCCUGUCCGUCGGGUAAGAUCAGCAAGCCGGGCCUGCAGCUGCUGAUUGACGAGCAGAAGCGCCUGAAGUUCCGCCGCUUGCCGUACAGGCGGAUCAAGAGGGAGCGCUACUGCGAGCCGGAUUGGGCUCACGUCAAGGGUGGGGGCCACAAGCACAUCUUCCUCAUGUCCAAGGAGGACCAGCCCAAGCCGAAGAAGAAGGAUGUCCUCGCCAAGAAGGAGGCCAAGAAGCCGGAGAAGGAGAAGCACCUCAACCUCUUCGCCGAUGCCAAGUACAUCAACAUGGUGACCAAUCCGUUGCACAUUCCCAUCUCGGUGCGGAACUUCCCGGUGCCCGAGUACGUGCCCAAGAUCGUCUACAACUGCGUGGCCAAGCGGGCGGUGCGGAAGCAGCUGAAGAACAACAAGAAGAUCGCCUUCAACAGCGGCCAGGAGCGUUGGAAGGAUGCCGAUCGCCCACUCCAGCUGACUGCGCGCCAGUUGGAGGCCAUCAAGGAGAGCCUGCCCGAGGAGCGGCGCCUCAUCGAUCACCCCGUGCUGCUGCCCUCCGCCCAGAUCACCGGCAAGCUCUUCCACGUCCCCGACCACCAGAAGGUCACCUUCAUGCCGAAGCUGCGCAAGCGUCUGUUCAAGUUCCUCCCGAUUCCCGGGGCCAAGGUCCUGGUCACCGAUGGGGAUAUACGCCCCAACAUUGUCUUCGAUCCGGAUCACCCAUCCGGCCUGUUCCGCCGCCAGCUGGACGAGAAGCUGUUCUUCAAGGACUCGGUGCUGAAGCUGCUGGACGCCAAGAAGAGCAGCGGAGAUUUGACGACGGCCGCGAGCAUGCUGAGCACGGCAUCCCACCAAACGACUGCUAAUGCCGAGGGCGCGGAGGAGGCCGGGGCCACUGAAGCCACCGAGGCUGUCGACGCUGCCGAGGAUCCCGGCCAGCGCACGGGCACGGUUGUCGUCUUCGAUGAGAAGAAGAACAGGUCCUCGCGCAUUUCGGUUCGCACUGGGUCCGCCUCCAAGCAGCCAGCUCGUGCUGGAUCUGCUUCCAAGGAGCCAGCUCGCUCGGGGUCCGCCUCCAAGGAGCCAGCUCGCACUGGAUCUGCUUCCUAGGGAGCUGCUGGCCCUGCUCCCUCCGACGGCUGAGGUCACAAUUAAAAUUUAACAAAGAUCCACGUUUACAUA